UUUUCUCCAACUUGCUUUUUUAAUCUCUCUAAAUCGAGCAUGCACCGACAAUCUCUCAGCUCACCGGCUUCCAAGCAUGGAAUCGUCGUCGGUGCCGGAGUCAUUAAAGACGACAAUAUCAGCAAGCUCACUCCGGAGGACCUGCAGAAUCACCGGAAAGAAAAAUUAGCCCCCUCCGCAGCUGAUGACGAAGAACAUCAGUCAGAGAAGCCUCAUCAACCGAAGUCAAUGACAUUUUCUUCUUUGAGACUCAUCCACCUGAUUCCACUCCUCACUCUGUUUUGUUUCGUCAUCCUCUAUCUCGCCUCUCACGAUCCUUCCGGAAAAGAUUUAGCUCAGUUUGAUGGAUUCACAACGCUAUCAUCGAAGAAGAAUGUCAUAGAUUCAAGUGAUUUUCUCAUCGAGAAGAACGAUGCCAUGGCAAUUGGAGGAACAAGAAGCUUGCAGCAACAAGAAGUCAAUAAACGACGCCGAUUCAAUCGGAGAUCUGGAAAUUGACUUUUCCUUGAAUUCGCAAACUCUGUGUCUCGAUUUCCCACCCUCGCUUCUCUAUCAAUCGGUGUAGAGAUUCACAGAUUUGUAAGUGGUAAUUCGAUUAUUUUCAAUAGUACACAAGUUUUUAU
Cynara cardunculus var. scolymus (artichoke) is the source of this 623-nucleotide messenger RNA. RefSeq lists its product as uncharacterized. Lineage: Eukaryota; Viridiplantae; Streptophyta; Magnoliopsida; Asterales; Asteraceae. The record is from RefSeq and is a predicted model, not a curated record. The transcript has 3 exons. The coding region runs from base 40 to 498 and encodes 152 amino acids.